AGGGUUCAGGCGACGCUCUCCUUCAAUCUUGUUGCAAAAUGUCCCUAGUUUAGUUUAAAGUGCGAGAGAGAGAGAGAGAGAGAGAGAGCGAAGAAGACCAAACCGAACCAUCUUCCUUGCUCGUCACUAAUCCUUCACCAGCUUUAUUAAUGUGGAAGAAAGACAAAGCAGUAUAUUCAAUUACAAUAGCUCAAAACCAGACACUUUUCGACAUUGAUAAGCAAUAUUGUGUAUUAGAUUAAGCUUACAACAAUUUAUCAAGGGUUGUGCAUCUUUCGGGAUCAUGCCUCGUAAAGUAAACUACGGGCUUGAUUACGAUGAUGAAGACUACGAUGCCUAUGAAGAUUAUGAUUAUGACCAUGACCACGAUUUGGAAAUAGAAAAUAAUGGCAAAGAACCUGAGUUAAAGCAGGAAACUGUAAGGCGUGAUGUUUGGCGUUGUUCCAUUUGUACAUAUGAUAAUGAAGAAGGUUUGACUGCGUGUGACAUUUGUGGGGUUCUUCGUAAACCUUUGGGUAGAGUUGGAAGCAAUAUUGAUAAGAAAACAGUUGAAGGCAGAUGCAAAGAUUCUGGAGCAUCCGUAAUGGCCAAGUGUCUUUUUGCAUCGUUGCCGCGCAAGAUAACCCAAAAGGCUGUAUUAUUUCAUCAGCAGAAAGAUGAUUUUCUGAUAGAAGAGGGAAAUAAGUUCUACAAGCUUGGGGAUAUCCAAGGACCCAUUCAUGAAUUCCAAAAUGCUUUUAUUAUUCAUAAGAAUGAUGAUAUUAAUAUAGCUCCUUUCAAGUUUGAUGUUCCAUCCCCAGAUGAUGUGGUUUCCAAUGGAUUGCGAUCCUCCAAAGUGGGUUCAAAAGCCAGUGUUAGUGACGUAGAGUCUUCGGGAGUUUCCUCGAAAGCUGCUAAGAAGAAUAGUGCAGUUAGGGCACAAUCAAGUGCUGAAUGGUCAGAUAGCUCAUCUACUGCAGCACAAAAAGACCAACAAGCUAGAUUAGAUAAGGGAACUUCAUCAGGGAAUAGGGCAUUUAGCCAUCCCCAUGGAAGUAGUGGCACCACAACUAUACAGUCAAAUGGUAGUUUGUCAGACAGUUCAUCCUUGCAGCCAACAAGCUCUCAUAUGGAAGAGGGCAUUAGUUCUUUAGUGAUUGGAGGCAAGCCUGAGAGUCUUACUACUAGCUCUAAGAACAUGUCUUCCGAUGCUAGAUCUGGGCAUUCGAAAAUUGUUAGUUCUAGCGGAUCGCAUUCACGAGCAGACUAUAAACCUGAAAAAUGGAUGCUUCCUGACAAAGCUGUUGAUACAUUGACUCAACUGAAUCUUGCAAUUGUUGGACAUGUUGAUUCAGGAAAAUCAACACUCUCAGGUAGACUGCUUCACCUUUUGGGACGGGUAUCUAAAAAAGACAUGCACAAAUAUGAGAAAGAGGCAAAGUCACAGGGCAAGGGGUCAUUUGCAUAUGCUUGGGCAUUGGAUGAGAGUGCAGAAGAAAGGGAAAGAGGAAUAACUAUGAAUGUGGCUGUUGCAUAUUUUGAUUCCAGAAAGUAUCAUGUUGUUGUGCUCGAUUCUCCUGGCCAUAAAGACUUUGUUCCAAACAUGAUAUCUGGGGCAACACAAGCUGAUGCUGCAAUACUUCUUGUAGAUGCUUCGUGUGGUGCAUUCGAAGCUGGUAUAAAGGGACAGACUAUGGAACACGCACAACUUAUCAGAAGCUUUGGUGUUGAUCAAAUUAUAGUUGCGGUUAACAAGAUGGAUGUUGUUGAAUACUCCAAGGAUCGAUUUGAUGAAAUCAAACAGACACUUGGAACAUUUCUCCAUUCCCGUGGCUUCAAAGAUUCUUCAGUGUAUUGGGUUCCAUUGAGUGUCAUGGAAAAUCAAAAUUUGGUAUCAGCUCCUUCUGAGGCUCGUUUGUUGUCUUGGUAUCGUGGACCUUCCCUGUUGGAUUCAAUUGAUUCCCUUCAACCUCCCACGAGAGAUUUUCAAAGGCCACUGCUCAUGCCAAUAUGUGAUGUCAUUAGAUCUACUUCUCUGGGACAGGUGUCUGCUUGUGGUAAAUUGGAAGCAGGAGCUCUUCGGAGUGGAUCAAAGGUUCUGGUUAUGCCUUCAGGAGAAUUAGGGACUGUCCGCUCUUUAGAACGGGAUUCUCAGGCAUGUUCCAUUGCAAGAGCUGGUGACAAUGUGGGUGUUACUCUUCAAGGCAUUGAUGGAGGUCAUGUGAUGGCAGGGGGCGUGCUCUGUCACCCUGGUUUUCCGGUUGCAGUUGCAAAACAUUUGGAAUUGAAAGUGCUUCUUUUGGAUGUCGCCACCCCUAUUUUAAUUGGCUCUCAGGUGGAAUUUCACAUACACCACGCCAAGGAGGCUGCAAGAGUUGUAAAAAUAUUGUCAUUAAUUGAUCCAAAGGGAAAAGUGACGAAAAAGUCUCCUCGCUGUCUACUUGCAAAGCAGAGGGCUGUUAUAGAGGUAGUUUUGCAAGGACCAGUUUGUGUGGAAGAGUAUACAAGUUCUAAAGCUCUAGGGAGCGUAUCUCUGAGGGCAUCAGGAAACACUGUGGCCCUCGGUGUUGUAAGCCGGAUUAUAAAGGAGCAGGAGUAGUUCGAGCAGUUGUCAUGGGAGAACAUCAUGUACACUAGUACCGAUCGCCGCAAUGGCUGAGUGGUGGUUUUGUUUUGGGGUUGAUUGUUGUAUGUACAUUUAACAGUCUUUCGGGUCAUCUACACAUGAUGUUCACCACUUCAAGUGGUUUGUGAUAGCGGACCCAAGCCGAUACGUAAUUUGUAUAAUUUAUUGGUUCUUUCAUGUGAAUUCAUUUAGAGAGAGGUGAAGUCCAUAUAAGGUAGCUACUAGCUGCUGGACUCUUGCUUUUCAA
Molecule: messenger RNA, 2852 nt
Organism: Rosa rugosa (rugosa rose)
Lineage: Eukaryota; Viridiplantae; Streptophyta; Magnoliopsida; Rosales; Rosaceae
Exons: 13
Coding region: 284-2578 (764 amino acids)
Biological process (GO): translation
Molecular function (GO): GTPase activity; GTP binding
Source: RefSeq, a predicted model, not a curated record